This is a messenger RNA of Syngnathoides biaculeatus (alligator pipefish), 2433 nucleotides long. It is a transcript of the gene pax8, whose product is annotated as paired box 8. The transcript has 11 exons. The record is from RefSeq and is a predicted model, not a curated record. Gene Ontology annotation, molecular function: DNA-binding transcription factor activity, RNA polymerase II-specific; RNA polymerase II cis-regulatory region sequence-specific DNA binding. The coding region runs from base 292 to 1794 and encodes 500 amino acids. Gene Ontology annotation, biological process: regulation of transcription by RNA polymerase II; anatomical structure development. NCBI's taxonomy places the organism in Eukaryota, Metazoa, Chordata, Actinopteri, Syngnathiformes, Syngnathidae.
GAGACAAACACACACGCGCGCCCCGGAGACCCUCGUGAACGCAACAUUUUGGGAUAAUAGCACGGACCGUCCGGGACCGAGAAAUCUGCCUUUUUUUUUUUUCCACGUCCAAAGAAUCGGACGGGCCACCCUCAUGCCCGUCGAGGCAGGCCCGACGUGCAGGGAGUAGAAGAAGGAGAAGAACAAGCAGAAGAAGAAGAGGAGGAGAAGAAGAGCGACAGGGUGGAGGACGAGAGUGCGCUCACGCUCACUUUGGGCUGGUGGACGUGCAGGGAGCGACAUCUCAGGGAUAUGUCCACUGGCACGCCGAGAGGUCAUGGGGGUCUUAACCAACUAGGCGGAAUGUUUGUUAAUGGUCGUCCACUUCCGGAGGUGAUCCGGCAACGCAUCGUGGACAUGGCCCACCAGGGGGUCCGGCCGUGCGACAUCUCCCGCCAGCUCCGCGUCAGCCACGGCUGCGUCAGCAAGAUCCUGGGACGGUAUUACGAGACAGGCAGCAUCAAGCCCGGCGUGAUCGGCGGCUCCAAGCCCAAAGUGGCCACGCCGAAGGUUGUGGACAAGAUCGCGGAGUACAAGAGGCAGAACCCCACCAUGUUCGCCUGGGAGAUCAGGGACAGGCUGCUGGCCGAGGCCGUGUGCGACGGCGACACCGUGCCCAGCGUCAGCUCCAUCAACAGGAUCAUUCGAACCAAAGUCCAGCAGCCGUUCAAUCUCCCUCUGGAUGGAAAAGGUCUAAGCCCUGGACAAACCUUGAUUCCUAGUUCGGCCGUCACCCCGCCCGAGUCACCGCACUCCGACUCUUUGGGUUCCACCUACUCCAUUAGUGGGCUCUUGGGAAUCCCCCAACCCAGCACCGAGGCCAAGAGGACCCACGAUGACAGCGACCAGGACAGCUGUCGGCACAGCGUGGACUCUCAGGGCAGCGGCGGCGGCGCCAUUCCCAGGAAAACCAUGCGCGUGGACCACUUCUCGCAGCACGUGGACUGCGGCUUCGAGCGUCCCCACUACUCCCCCGACUCCUUCGCCGCCUCCGCCUCGGGCGGCAAGACGGAGCAGACUUUGUACCCGCUGUCGCUCAUCAGCGGCAGCCUGGACGAAACCAAGAACGGCCUGUCAUCGUCCGGGUCUGCCAUCGGACGCAACCUGACGGCGCAUCAGAGCUACGCCAUGGUGGCUGGUAAGAUGACACCCCCCAUUUCCCCCUCGCCAAAACAAGUUCUAGCCCCCGUCGCUCCUGGUUUUGGUUUUUCGGUUUCCCAUUGUUUCAUUCCGUCCAUUCUCCCAUUCUCACCGCACCCUCGUCCAGAGCCCCUCCAGUCCCUGCCGCUCUGUCUGAAGCAGGAAAUGUCACCAGAGGUUACCAGCACGAGCCCCGCCUCGCCAAACCUGCCAUUUGUGGAUCUGCAGAAACCGGUUUCUAUGAGUAGCGGCAGCUGCGGCGGCGGAGCUAGCGCCCAUUUCCCUAAUUCCUUCAACUCAUUCUCCCAUCAUGCACCUGUCUAUGGCCAGAUCGGCGGCCAGUCAAUCAUCUCAGGGCGAGACAUGGUGAGCUCCACCCUGCCGGGCUACCCGCCUCACAUCCCGUCGCCGGCCCAGUCGGGAUACACCUCGUCUGCCAUCGCUGGCGUGGUCGCGGGCGCCGACUACCCCGCUCAGUCCUACGGCCACUCGCCCUACGCCUCCUACGGUGACGCUUGGAGGUUCACCAACUCCGGCAUACUGGGUUCCCCCUACUAUUACAGCACAGCCUCCCGCAGCGCCCCCCCCUCUGCGGCCGCCUACGACCACCUCUAGUCCCCCCCACUGGACAGACCUUCACGACCCAGACUACAACCUGGAUGGACUUUUCCGCCGACUCCGCAGAUGGACCAGCAACCUAUUUUGUUGUCUCUUUUUUUUUUUUUUUUUUUUUUUUUAAAUUCUAUUUUUAACCGGGUCAAUUAUUUAUUUGUCAUCGCCAACGAUCCAAGCGACGCAGGGUAACUCGGGACUCGAGCACGUUUACACGUCUGCAGCCUUAGGUGUCACGCGGUGCAUCUUUUUCAGUGCAGUUUUUCGGCCAAAGACUUGUUUUCCCGCACACCUGAUUAAGGAUAUGCAACAUCUUUAUAAUGAACUAUGCUUGAUUUUUUUUUCUUCCAUUUUUGUUGUUUUACAAUGUUUAAAAAUAUUUUAAUCGAUAAUUUGUGUACUUGUGAACGAAUUGGGGGAUACAAAAUCCCCGCAAUGAUGUACAUAAUGUAAAUGAUGAACGGGCAGCGGGGCGAGCGGGCGUCGGACUGACGACGAAAAGCAAAAACUGGCUGCCGGUACACGUGCUCGGUUUGUCGCCAUGUUAGCAAGAAUUGUGACUAUUUUUUAAUUCAUAUACGCGGUUAUUAUUGCAGCUGUACUGUAAAUACGGAAUUUCUAAAGAAUUAUUUUUAAUUAAAG